AUGGCUGACGAAGAACACACCUUUGAGACCGCUGACGCUGGUGCCGCCUUGACCUACCCAAUGCAGUGUUCUGCGUUGAGAAAGAACGGUCACGUUGUCAUCAAGGGCAGACCUUGUAAGAUUGUCGACAUGUCCACCUCCAAGACCGGUAAGCACGGCCACGCCAAGGUGCACUUGGUUGCCAUUGACAUUUUCACCGGCAAGAAGUUGGAGGAUUUGUCUCCAUCGACCCACAACAUGGAGGUGCCAAACGUCACCAGACAGGACUACCAGUUGUUGGACAUUGACGACGGUUUCUUGUCCUUGAUGACCGCUGACGGUGACACCAAGGACGAUGUCAAGGUGCCUGAGGGCGAGGUUGGUGACAAGAUCCAGGCCGACUUCGACGAGGGCAAGGACUUGAUCAUCUCUGUCAUCUCUGCCAUGGGCGAGGAGGCUGCCAUUUCCCACAAGGAGGCUCCAAAGGGCAACUAA
Molecule: messenger RNA, 474 nt
Organism: Candidozyma auris
Lineage: Eukaryota; Fungi; Ascomycota; Pichiomycetes; Serinales; Metschnikowiaceae
Gene: ANB1
Product: translation elongation factor eIF-5A
Exons: 2
Coding region: 1-474 (157 amino acids)
Biological process (GO): positive regulation of translational elongation; positive regulation of translational termination
Molecular function (GO): RNA binding; ribosome binding; translation elongation factor activity
Source: RefSeq, a predicted model, not a curated record